AUGCUGCUCCCCUCUGCCCUGUCGUGCGACGCACGCCCGCCUGCCGCCCGCUCGCGCUUCCCCAGCCGGCUCUUCCCAGCAACACCACCACCCUCCGACGCCGACGGCCUGAUUGCCGGCACCGCGCUGUUCGGCACCUGUCGCGCGCUGCAAUCGCUGCUCAACGCCUCGCCCGCCGCCUCGCCGCGCGCCGCGAAGCCGGCGCGCCUGCAGAGCCCGCUGCACAUGCGCCCGCAGGCCGUCACCCGCGUCGCCAAACCCAGCGUGAAGCCGCCCCGCGGCGCCAACAAGCGGCGGCGCACCGUCUACGAGGAGGGCGAGAAUGAUAAUAGUGGGAGUAGCAGUGACGAGGAUCGAGAGCAGCGGCUGGACAGAUUCUCCACGCCCAAGCGCCAACGUCGCGCGCCGCCCGACCUGCCCCUCGGCCUGGAUCUGUCAGAUUUCCGCUCGCUCGAUCCCCCGCCGCCCAACGACGGCGAACCCACUUCGCUGCCCCCGCCACAGCAACAGCCGUCAUCACAACAACAAGAACAAGAACAAGAACAGCAGCAACAGCAACAGCCUCUCCUCCUCCUCCUCCCCCUCCACCCCAAACCCACUGCCACCAGCGCCGACCCACCCCAUCCCCAGCACCUCGCCGCCACCACCGCCGCCUCUGACCCCCUUGACCCCAGCCCGGACUGGACCAGCGAAGACGACGGCCGGCUGGUCGACCUGGUGCUGGAGAAACUCAAGCUGUCCAAGCGCGACUGGAACGACUGCGCGCGCAAGAUGGGCAAGGACCACGACAGCGUCGGCCGCCGCUGGAAGGCCCUCGUCGGCGAGGGCAACGUCGGUCUGCGCCGCGGCAAACGCAUGGUGCGCUCGAGGAUCCAUGAGAACUGGAGGUGA
Molecule: messenger RNA, 891 nt
Organism: Ophidiomyces ophidiicola
Lineage: Eukaryota; Fungi; Ascomycota; Eurotiomycetes; Onygenales; Onygenaceae
Exons: 1
Coding region: 1-891 (296 amino acids)
Source: RefSeq, a predicted model, not a curated record